Hordeum vulgare subsp. vulgare (domesticated barley) is the source of this 3666-nucleotide messenger RNA. RefSeq lists its product as uncharacterized. The coding region runs from base 654 to 3338 and encodes 894 amino acids. The transcript is spliced from 4 exons. The record is from RefSeq and is a predicted model, not a curated record. NCBI's taxonomy places the organism in Eukaryota, Viridiplantae, Streptophyta, Magnoliopsida, Poales, Poaceae.
CGAUCCAUCGCACCCCACCACCGCAGUGUGAUCCCCCGCCUCCUCCUCGUGACCCCCGGCGACGACGACAAGGGAGGCCAGCUCAGUCGCUCGUUUUCUCUCCCCCAAAUCACAGCUUCUGCCAUUACCGGCCAGACCGAGCCGCAGGGCGCGUUCUACUACUCUACUCCUACGAGAGUAGUAGCACCGUAGAAGUAGAAACCCAGCGCCACCCGCCACCAACCUACUCCUAACCGAUAGAUAGAUAGAUAGAUAGGCAGGCGGUGUAUAGGAAACGGGAGCAGCAGUAGCAGUAGUACCACUGCGGCUCCUACCACCACCACCACCGCCACUACCGCCGUGCUGCUGCUACCUGCAGGCAGGUCUCUAUCUACCCAGUCCACCUGCGGCUUUCCCUCCCUCCCUCCCUCCCUCCCAGCGCUUCACUCUCUCUCGCCUCGUCCCUCCCUUUCUCGCCAGGCAGGUGCAGAUCUGCCGCUGUUGAUCCCCAGCUCGGAUCUUGAUGAUUUGGGGGCUCUUCUUCAACUGACUGCUGUCACUUGUCUGGCCUACCUCUGCCUGGAUAUUGGAUUCAGUCAGGUGGUGAUUUCUCCUGUUGCUCAUACACAAGAUAAAUUGAAAAGGUGUGCAUGUUAUGUUAAACCGUCACCAAGAUGGCGACGAAAGGACAGCUUGUUAGAGAAAGGAAUGUGAGGAUCACAUCAAGCCGUGAAGGUCGUCAGAGGGGUAAUUCACAGUCAGAACAAUUACUGCAAGUUCCAAAGCAGAAGGACUCAGCAGCCAGUGGAAACAUUGACGGAAAAUUUGAAGAUAGAAUCAGAGUGGUGAAGAAUGACAAGAUUCGUAGGCAGCGGGAACCUCGAAAUGCAGAAGGGGAUGUGGCCUUGAAGAGCUCAAAACCAUGGCCUGCUCGAAAGGCCACUACUGUUGAUGAACUUGUCAAACAUAUGUCGAAAGUUCCUAACUAUUUACAGCGUAAAGAGACGCCCGACCAUCUUCAGGACAAGGCACUGAAUGUCGGGGUUCUUGAGUGGGGCCUUCUCGCAAGGUGGUCUCACGAACAAAAACAUGACCCCUACAGCAGCCAUGGAGCCUCUCCAUCUGAUACCAGCAGAUCUGUUUUAUUCUCUUCUCCAUCUCAUUCUUCUGCAAGCCCCAGCAGCAAAUCUAUUGAUAGCAAUCAAUCUCCACUGAAUGACCACCAGCGUUGUUUUAUGAAGUCUCAGCAAAGCAGUCCUAUGGACAAACACCAUGAGAAGGCCAAUUCACCUAGCCCGAAUUCUGCAGUGUUGAGCUUGUUGUCAGGGCAUGGGAAGUACCUUCCUGCAGAGAACAAUGGUAACUAUGGUGGCUUAAAUCUCAGCGAGUUUUCUCCCCCCACAGACUCUGUCAUUGCUGCCUCUGGGAGUUGCACGCCGCAUGAUAUGGUUGAUGAUGAAGAUACUACAAGGAAGAUAGAGGAGGCUGCUCAUCACUGUUCACGCAGGCUUUUUACAGAUGAUGAUAACACCGGGAGAAGUUUCUUCACACCCAAUGACGAUGAUUCCAUGUGUGUCGACCCUCUGCAGAGCAAUGACAUCAGUGGUCUAAUACCUAGUGCCAUGAUGGAAACCGAAAGAAAUGGCAGUAGGUCACCGGUUGGUUUCUUGGAGGAUCUUGGCCAAUCCCCUGAAUUUUCUCGUAUUCCAUACUCAUGUCCACUCCCCAUCAUGGAUUCCACUGAAGAGCUUGGCACCAGUAGCUCUGCAACUAGAGAUGCUUUUGUUGGUGCAUCUGUAACAGGAGGUGAAAGCAGUAACCGACACAAAUCUCCUGUUAGUGUCUGCAAGAAACCUCUCCUGGUUAGCGCGAAGUUCACUGAUAUGGAUGUGCUGCCUGACCGUCAUCUUGUUUCUGGGCUGAAUAGAGUGAGCAGAAGCUCUAGCCUGAAGGAAGCACCAUCUCCUCGGCGGACUGAUACCUCUGUCGAUAAGAUUAAUGAGGACAAGCGAUCCAACAGCAGAGGUAGGCGCAGCCCAUUGAGGAGGAUGUUAGAUCCACUAUUAAAGCCUAGGCAACCAUCCACUUCUGUUGCGCCAAUUCAACCUUCAUUUGUUCCAAAGUGUCAUCUGUCGAGCAAUAUUAAUAAGCAAUCUCUUAACUUGGAAGGGUCUGGGUCACAAAAUGUGCAGCGUAGGUCAGUUGAUGCAGUAGUCAAUUCAAAUAACCAUGCUGAAGCAAACAUAAAUCAGCCUCCUCGUGUGCUGUUGAACAGUGAGAGGUACCUCAACCAAGAAAGGGAUUCAACAAGAACAAGGCAAGCGCUUCUGCAGCUAGCAUGGAAAAAUGGCUUACCAUUAUUCAUGCUUUCUUACGGUGAUUCUGAUAUCCUGGCGGCCACUGUGAGAAGGAAGGGCAUCACCGAUAAGGAUGAUCUGGAAAGUGCAUAUACUUUAUUCACCGUUGAAGAACCGAAGAAAAAGAGUGGAGCUUGGAUCACAGCAGGUAACAAGAACAAGAAACAUCAACUGGUAUCCAGUAUUGUUGGGGAAAUGAGGAUCUCACGACGAAAAUCAAGAUGCUGCCAUGGAAAAGAUUUUCAUGUGCACAGGGAAUUUGUGCUGGUUGGUUCUGAACUGCUACCAACACCUGAGGAAUCUGGUGAUUCACACAUUAGCAGAGAAAUUGGGGCUUUUAUCAGCGCAGUUCCUCAAACGGCAGAAACUCCUCAUCAAUCAUCUUCACAGAACUCUAGCCGAGGUAGUUCAGCACCAAUUGGUUGCUCUUGCCCUCCUCUGGGAAACAUCUGGCCUAAUAUGACAAAUUCUAGUUCAGCUCCAGCCAGUGUUAUUGCCAUACUACCUAAUGGCUUCCAUGGUGCAUCAACUUCUGGACAGCCUUUACCUCUGAUGGAGAGGUGGAGAUCCGCAGGAUCCUGUGACUGUGGUGGGUGGGAUGAAGGUUGCACGCUGAGUGUCCUCACCGACAACACUCACGGAAAGCAAGGAUGUAAGUCUAUACAGGUGAACCAAACGCAGGAUGGCAGUCAUCGAUUUGACUUGCUCGCUCAGGGUCGGUCACAGGAAGAUCGGCACGCCUUCAGUAUGGUUUCGUUCAAAGAAGGGUUAUACGCAGUCGAAUUCAGAUCAUCCAUUGCUUUACUUCAGGCCUUCGCUAUGUGUAUAGUGAUGCUUCACGGGAGGAGCCCUGUGAGGGUGCAGACCGAUUUGCAAGCGUCUCAAGACGAGGCAAUCUUUGCCGAUCAUAAGCUGAAGGCUAUGGCAGCAGCCGGCCAAGGUAGAGCUCCGGCCAGCUAUGUGCCGCGCCAGCCACCUCUAUCUCCCGUAGGGCGAGCCUAGCAACAGCAACAAGACUCUCGCGAUAAUUGAAAAUGAUGUGUUUCUUUUCGUUCCUUUUCUCUUGUACUUUGAGCAGUGCUGCUGGGCCAGUAUAUAAUGGUCCUCGUGCGAUUCUCACACAUGGCCAAGUGAUGAAUCUUAUGGAACUGGCUUUAGGCUUAAAGCUAUAGCUAGCUGUACAUGUAAAUGUGACUGCGUGAUGCUGCUGCAAGGCUCAUCUCGGUGCUUAUUUACCCCUUUCAUAUGCUCUCCUCUGUGUGACUGCUAAAACUGUAUGCUUAUUUUUCUUUAGAGAAGUGUUCAAUGCAGUUUCAUCUUAGUUCAGUCA